AUGGAUGACUACGAAACUGUCCAAACUGGUGGUCUCAAAUUAAAAGGCGUUUCGAGCCACGGUGGCAAAAAGUAGGUUAAUAAAUAUAUUUCAGAAUCUACUGACCUUUAUUUUACAUUUCGGGUAGUAAAAACUAACUUUCUUCUUGUUGGCUGACUAAGACUAAGAUUCACAAAGUGGGUGACUUGGACGACCUAAAAAUAUAUGAUUUUGAUGAUGUUUAUUGUCAUUGUCUGAUCACUGAUAUUGAUAUUAUUGUCUCACCUGCUCUUACCCUUGAAAUACAUUUUAGCGUUUCUGAAUGGGCUCUUUCAGCCAUUUUCUUACAUUUUACCCACUUAUAUCCAGGUUAAGGCUAAGAGUAAGAGACUAAGGCAGAUACUUUGGUAAAAAAUUUAAACAUUUUGUAAAAAUAAACCAUGGCAUAGUAAAGUUGAAUAGAGCUAAUUUUUUUACAGAAUUAUAACACCAAAAUCAUAUUUUUAGCUAUUGUAGUUUUAAAGUUAUGAAUUUUUAAAGUACGACGUGGUUUGUCCUUUUUUUACAUGGACUGCAUCUCCACAUUCUGUGACCUUAUUCCGAUGAUCACGUCAUGCGCAAUGACUAUAUAGUUUAUAUAAGUAUAAGGCAACGAAUCCCUUAUCACUUAAGUACUGUUUAAGGUCAACUUAUUUUAAACUUUCAAUUUUGACACAUGAAUAAUUAAUUAAAGCUUUCCCUGACCAAUGGUUUAAUAGUUUUUGCACUCGGCAAACUCUUAUGAAUGAAACUCAGAGAUAGUACUACGAUAUAGCUGUUAUGCAAGUGGCUGUGAAUAGUUGCCAAUGACAACAUGUUGCACACGGAAAAUUCUGAUCAUUUAUGAUAUGGACUCUACAGGGUUUUUAAAGCUCAAAUUAAAACGUUCCAGUUUAAAUGUCUUCAAAAUGCAUUCUGAAACAAGUUAUCAAAUAUUUUGAUGCAUAUACCGGUAGUGGUAAUAAUUAAAUAAUUCCUAAGUAUCUGCAACUUCCGCCAUUAAAAAGGGGGCACGGCCAACGCCAUGUCGAAAUUAGGCUGAGCCACCUUAUGGUGAUAUGGGUCACUGGGACAAGCGUAACAAAUGUGGGACACGACCUACAUCAAUGAGAAUUGGCACAGAUAUUUAUCAAUAUCUAAUGCUUAUACAGAUUUAAUCAAAAAGGGCCUUAUCUUAUGAUUUCACAAAAAAUUUUGUAUGCGAAGAUGCCUUAUAUAUACCAAAGAUUGUCAAAAUAAAGGUCGAUUGAAAAAAGCAAAAUAGCUGGAUGGAAAUGUGGGCCAAGAUGUCUUCCAAAUUAUAAGGCCGGAAACGGAACUCAAAUAUAUGUCGAUAGAACUCAUUUAAUAAUAAAUAGACACACACAUCUGAAAAUUAAUAACUGGGAUUUUUCGGCACUGACACCCAUUUCCGAUACACAAAAAGUAGUAGUCUCCCUUGUUUCAUCUAUAAGGGGGUAAAUUUUGAGUUAACGGUAUGGGUUUUGCCAAGAGUUUUCUUCUUCUUCUUCUUUAUUUUAAGGGCCCACGAUCAAUGAAUUGAUCAUUCUGGCUCCUAUGUUUCAGAGAGGUUUGCGAUGUUACUGUCUAUGGGUUUCAAUGGGAUACUUCACUGGUUGCAAGGGCGACUCAGCAGUGGUGUUAUGAACUGGGGGUUGGAAUACAGGAGGCAAUAGACACAAAUGUAUCGAGUGUAGCCGCCUCAACUGUUGCUUUUGGAAGCUUGUUCCAGUCCCCUAUUGUCUUCGGCAGGAAUGAGGAGCUUCUGUACUUCGUUCUUGUUUUUACCAGCCGGAACUGUUUGUCGUGACUUCGUCGCAGUCUGGGGGGAAGAUUAACGAGUUUCUGUUUGAUUCCGGAGCAGUGCACCAGUCCAUUUGUUAUCUUGUACAACAUGGUGAGCCUGGAUAGUCGUCGUCGUUCUUCCAAUGUCGACCAGCCCAGUGUUUCCAGCAUGCUGCCAACACUCGAGGUGCUUCUGUAGCGGUUCAUGACAAAGCGUGCUGCCCGUCGCUGGACCGCCUCCAACCUGUCUAUGCUUUUCUGGGUAAAUGGGUCCCAGACUGUAGAAGCAUACUCUAAAAUAGGUCGGACAAAGGCUUUAUAGGCUUUUUCUUUCACGCUUGAGUUGCCGAUCUUCAGAUUGCGCCUUAGGAACCCCAGGGUCUUGUUUGCCCGGUUGCACACACUGUUAAUGUGCUCGUCCCUAAGCGCAGUGACGUCACAUUGGGGAAUCCCAACACUGGACUUGGGGUGAACAUAUCUAUUCUUUGAAGGACCCGAACGAUUUGUGUUAUAACAUUCCUGUUCUUUAUUGAGCAUUACUUGCAUCAUAAACAUAUGAAGCAUAUUGAAAUGAAAUUUUCCAUUAAUUCUCAAAAGACUAGAUUUUUCCAGUUUUCAAUGACCUUGAAUACAUCUUAUUCUUCAAUGUAUCUCAUGGCUAUACCCUCCCCAGUACCCCUCCCAAAUUUAACAAAAAAUAUAAAAUAAGAAAACAAUAACUUGCAUUAUGUAAAUACAAACAUCAAAAUCUUUUUAGUUAGUAUGGCACUGUAAACGGAAAUGGACCAGGGGGAACCUCCGUGACCUAUAUACCGUGGAACACAUCGUCGGCCUUACCGCUAACUCAAAACCAGCCGGCUAAGGUAUAAACAUCUCUGCACUUAUGACUUAAGCCUAUGCUAUACAACUAUACAAGCCUAUUCUACAUGAUUACACACAAUGAGUUUGAGAUUUUUCGUUGAAAACAAACAUCCAAAAUCCCUAAAGUAAUAGACACUAUUGUCUGACUGGCUGAACUAUUACUCACUCUUAACGCCUUUGAAUUCAAUAUAUAAUCAAUGGUCAUUUCUUUGACCCAAUUAGUGGCGUGGCCAUGGGUACAAAAACGGGCCCUAGUUUUAGCUAUGCCUGCCUUUUUAUGGAUAAUUUUGAAUACAUGUUAGAGAAGACAUUUAAAGAAUUUUAUAAGAGAUACAUUGAUGACGGCAUUGGCAUCACUACAAUGGAAACAAAUGAACGCCAAGAAUUUAAUGAUUUCCAAACAUCCAUAAAAUUUACUUCACAAAUCUCUGGACAUUCUGUCAACUUUUCGGAUAUUGCCCUAAUCUUAAAAGAAAAAGAUUAUUCACAUCUGCCUACUACAAUCAUCUUCCCACCCCGAAUCAUGCAAAAACUUCAUACCUUUCUCCCAACUUCUCAGACGAUGUCGCCUAUGCCAGUACUAUGAAGACUCUUUAGAUAUGGCUAAUGAAAUGAUGGACUUCUUCUGCUCCAGAUCUUAUCCUGAAACUAUUCUUGUCUUGGCACUCAAUCAUAUCAGCACUAUCACACAGAAUGAUGCUUUCGAGCCUCGUCCAAAAUUUAAGAUGAACCAAACUCAUUCUAACCUACCACCCUCACAAUGUGAUUGCCAAAAAAGUAUUCCUAAAGAACUGACACAUAUUUUUUGCUGACCCCAGCACCAACAGGGCACAUUUUUCUCAUCCCCUCUGCUUAUUAUCUUCAGACGGGACAAAAGUUUAGGUGGCCUUCUGGUUCAGUCGCCUUCAAGCUGACUUGUCUAACCAGGGGACUAAGCCUCGCUCAGAAUUUGCUCAGAAGCCGUUUAACCAUAUCCACCUCAACAUAUUGUAUACCCUGUCCCUAGCGAUUGGGUGUAGCACACCCAUAAACUUAUUAUAAUGGGAAAAAAGUGUUUCUGGCUAUUCUUGGCAACUGGGUGGUUACACCCAUAGUCUUAUUUCACAGUAAAUGGUUCUCUUCAGAGGCAUAGCUAAGUGGGGAGCAGAGGGGACACAUGUCCCUGGGCACCAGACCUGUUAGGGAUGCCAAUAUGGGCUUUGAUAUUAUUCUAUUGAUGAAAAUAAUGGGUUUGAGAGUUGAAAAAAGAAAAUGAGGCUCUUUAAAAUGAAUCUUGUCCCCGGGCGCCAAACACUCUAGCUACGCCUCUGGUUCUGUUUAUUUUAUUUUCUUUUUUUACUAUGUGGCAUGAUUUAUUUGCCUUGAAACCAAACUCCCUUCACGGAUCACAUAGUUUCUCCCACCGAAGCAUUUCUUUUGUACAUUAAUGGAAAAAUGAUACAAACAAUAGUUGACUGCACCAACAGGGGAGGUGAGAAAGUAAGAGGAGACAAAUGGCAAUGGAAUGGUGCGCUCUAAAUGAAAGCUUUUAUUGGUUACCUACUACUACUACUACUACACACUGGCAAUCUUCAUCUCAAUGGCAUUUCAGUGGACUUUUUAUUCAGCUAUGUUGAUUGAAAUAGUAUUUUUAGGCUGGGCACAUUUUCAUUGACGAGAUUUAGCAAAAUUCUGAUUCAUACUUCUUUUGACAACAAUGUGAUACUAACUAGAUCAAUCCUUUCUAGCUGGUGCCUCUUUGAUCCAAUAAUAAGAGAAGUAUGAGAAGCAUUCCUGAGUAUUUGGCGAGGUAUUAUGUUCCUGGAGAGAACAUCACAGUAGGUGAGCAACUGGUUGGUUUCAGAGGUCGGUGCAGAUUUAUUCAAAAUAUGCCAAGCAAGCUCGACAAAUAUGGAAUACAAAUCUCCUGGGCCUGUGACUGUGAAUCGACUUCGAACUAUCCUCUGAGAGGAUGCCCAUAUCUCGGCAAAGAAAAUGCAAGUGCCCUGCCAGCAAAGAGAAAUGUUGGGAUAUCCUCAGAGACUGUGAUUUCUCUCACAAGGGACUUGUCUGCAAUUUCAGAACAGACUAUUAUUUCAUUCCCCUACAACUUGCAGAACGAAUGGCCAAGAACAGACUCACACUAGUUGGAACAGUGAAAUGGAACAAGAUGUUCCUACCCAAGGGGUUCAAGCAAAAGUAGUCUCCCUAAGAAGAUUAUCUGAUGGGUUCACUGAACAUCUUCGUGAUAUCAAACAGGCUAAACUUUCCUUGGUCUCAUCCUAUUUCAAUUGAGAUAAAGGCACAUCAGAUGUUUUCAUCACAGCACUGAUUUCCUGUACUAACACACCAGCGAGAGUUAGAAAGGAAAAUACAUUUAUUCAGAUUUCCAGCACAAUUUCACCAUAUGGAAUCAAUCAAAUACUCUCCUAAUAGUGAUAAUAAUAAUUUCCCUUCAUAUAUUUUCUUUUUCCUUAUAUUUUACACAUUUCCAAAAAAAAAUUUUCCUUAAAAUAUUAUUUUUCACAGUAAUGAUUCAUAAAUUCUUUUACUUCCUGUAAUCUUUUGGAAAGAACACAUAUUUUUAUUUUGUAAAACCCAACUUCCAGCAAUAACACAUUCAUGGCGAACACCAAGCACUUACGUUUUUGAACUGUUUUCUAUUUCUUAUUGUUUCUUCUUUUGUCCUGUCUGCUGAAGAAGGCAUUUAGCAGAAACUUUCACUUUUUAUUGUCCCAUCUUUAUAUUUCAACCUGCCACAUACCUUGUUCACUAUUUCCUACUGUAAGUCAAAGUCUUUAACUUUAUUUUAAACACAUUAUCACUAUUAAUUAAAAAUGUCUUCUAAAAUUUGUAUUAAAUCUAUGAAUCUAUCAAGCCUAUGGCAUGGUUAGCAAUGAUCAAACUCGUACAUGACACUCAGUAUCGGUUAAGUCAGGAUCAUUUUAGUGAAUUUAAUUAUACCUCCAAACAGCCACUAUUGUUUUUGCAUAUUUGGUAAAAGUGUAGUUAGUGACAGGGAUUUUGCCAAAGGUUGUCUCACCCUAAGUGCAGUGAUGUCACUUUGGGGAAUCCCAACACCGGACUUAGGCUUCUUCGGGUUACUAGAUCAGCAGUUGAUCCUCAAGAUGUGUAUGAUAACUUUUUCAUUCUUUACUGAGCAUUGUUGGCAUCAUAAACUAAAUCUAAUGAUCAAUACAGGGAUAAAGUGAUAAAGUUAAUAUGAAAUUUAUUGAAAUGAAACUACUUUCCAAUCAUUUUUAUUAAAAUUCAGCUUGCAAACAAGGUUCAAAAUAAAUUUUUAAAAAGAAACUCAUCUUUGCUGAGACCACAAGAUGAACACUGGAAAAAAAGACGCACACAUUGUUAAAAGGGUUGUCUUUUGAUUGGGUGAAAAAAGAAGUACCUGUAUGUUAUUUAUUUCUAUAAUGACUCCAUUUCACAGGACAUUUCCCCAAACCCCUUUUUUUCAAAAACCAAAGUGCCACCUUUACACCCUUCAUAAGACCCUGCCAGAGGGGAAGGUGGUAUGAAAAUGUUUUAUUUUUUUAUUUUAUAAGGUGCGGUAUUAAUGGAUAGAUUGUGUCUAUGCGACCAUUAUGUAUUUUGUAACAAAGGUGUUUCAUUUUAUUUCUUUUUUGAUGAUUUCUGAUGAUAGAGGGGGAGGGAAGGUCAAAUAAAUUAUCCAAAAUAGUGUGACAUCAUUUAUGGAUGAUUCCUAAGAAAGGAAGUUCAAUAUUAUACAAAUAUUUAUAUAGAUGCAAAUAAUUAAUUUAAAACACUAGAUUUUAAUAUUGAAAAAAAAAAUAUAUAUCUAUAUAUUUGGUAAUCUGGAUUUUAGGCCUAGCAUUAUUAUGAUUAUUAACCUGGCCUAGUCCUAAAUAAAAUAAUUAUUAUUUUGAUAAACUUAUUUAAAGCCAAGACACUACAAAUAUAAUUAUUUGGCCUCUACAGUGCCUACAUAAUUACUGAUUUGGCCUAGUUGAUAAAAUCAUAUAAAAUUGGCAGUGGUAAAAAUCAGCCAAAAUAGCAUGACAUUUAUUAUGGAUGACCCUUUAUGGCAUGUCACCAUAUAAUAAGACCUUAAACAAUACAUUUUCUUAAGUUAAAUUCCAGAAUCUAAAGUGGCUUAACUCCGAGUUCUGUAUUUUAUAACUAUUUCAAAGUAUCCAAAACCCUGAAAAACAAAACUGAAAACUAUUAAGACCUACCUGCCCUAAAAUUAGUAAUGUAAAAUAAAGGCAUUAUCAACAAAUGAACCUUUAUUUUUUCCUUGUUUCUUUCAUUUGUGAAUUUUAUUUAAUCCCAUUAAUGUACAAAAGCUUAAAACAUUUAUACGUGAUGGUAAGGAAUUAUGGGUUAUUAGAUCGCUUGUAAAUAAUUAAAAACAUAGAUAGCAAAAAUUAUUUAUGGUGUUUAAAAAAAAAAAAUCUCACAGCCUACUGAUAUAUUGUUGAUUGUUUUGCUCAUUUAGAAAGAAGAAGAAGGACAAAGAUAAGAAAAAAAUGGAGGAAAUGGUUAAAACAAUCAAAGACCAAGAGGAGCAAAUAACUAGGCCUACAAAAACAAAAGCAGAAAUUGCUUUUGAAAGAGCAAAGAAGAAGAAGGUAAUUUGUUAUUGUUCUCCUUAUUACUAUGAAUACCGGUAUUACUACUUAUUGAAAGACUUAAAGCAGAUUGCCAGAGACUGGAAGCAUGGAAAGAAAUUAAGGGGAGUUGACUUGAAAAGGCAAAGAAGAAAAAGACUAGGGUACUAAAAGAAGAAAAAUAAAGUAUUUUAAUGCACCUUUCAAGGGUUAUUUUUAAAAUGUAAUGUUAAUUCUUGAACAUUUUUUUUCAUUAUAAAAAGAAGUGUUCAAAAUAAGGGAUAAUCACCUUUGGCUGUACAGUAAAAUAGAAGAGUUGAGAUGCAUAUGAUAUAUAAUACUAAUACAUGAUUUAAAUUAGUGUAGACACUUAUUAUUUUACUUUACUGGUACAAAUAAAAUCUUAACAUUUGCGCCACUAAAAAUGUAUUAUUGUAAUUAUUUUAACAGAAUGAACAACAAAUACUUGAGAGAGCAGCAAAAAGUCACAAGGAACGGAUCAUGGUGAGUCAGAGCAUUUUAAAAUAGCUAGGUGGUUAAGUUGAAAAAAAAAGAAUAUUUUGAAAGUUUGGGUCAGUAUUCUGAUCAUUUCCCCCAUACUUAUAGCAUAAGAAUUUUAACAUUGUUAAAUAUUUAAAUUUAAACGCAUCAUAUUUUUGUUUAUUAGUUAAAAAAUUGUUGCCAUAACCAAUUACAGUAAAAAAAAAAAAUAAGCCAAAUAGACAAGGAGUGGGAAACCUACUGUCCACAGAAACAUUUAAUCUGCUACUAAUUAACCAUUGUUAAAAUGCAAAAUACUGGAUAGACUUGAGUGUCAUAAAUUUAUGACAAAACUGUAAUGUUUACUUCACAUCUUAAACAGGAGUUCAACCAGCAGCUGGAUAAUUUGACAGAACAUUUUGAUAUUCCAAAAGUCAGCUGGACCAAAUAAACAUGCUUUUUAUGAAUCUGAAGUCUUUGCAACAUGCCAAGGGUUAACUAAGGUCAUCAUUUUUUAUUUUGUAAAUAUAAACUCUGAUCAUGUUUUUCAUUAAUGUAAAUAUUAGUCCAAGGUUUCAUCAGUGUAAAUUGUUAAGAAAAAUAUGAAGAAAUUUAAAAUGUUAAAGCUUUAACUAUGAGUUAUUUGAAUUUUUUUGAAAUACGCAAUUUGGUUGGUGGAAACAAUAAAAUGGUAAUAAAACAAC
Lymnaea stagnalis (great pond snail) is the source of this 8413-nucleotide messenger RNA. The record is from the annotation of a GenBank genome assembly. NCBI's taxonomy places the organism in Eukaryota, Metazoa, Mollusca, Gastropoda, Lymnaeidae.